AUGAAGCAAAGGAUAAGAGAACUCCAGCUAAAGGUAGAAGAGCUUCAGCAACAACUCGAGGAGCUCGAUGAGAAAUGGCAGAAUGCUGACGUUGACGCCUCUGUAAAGGAGAUCAUAGACACCAAACUAAAAGAGGCUCUAGACAAACACAGGCAUUCCAUUGCCAGAGCUAACCUGGUUAGAUUAAACGGUGGCAACGUCAAGUAUUCGCGUCCUAAAGACUCGUACAUCAACUUAACCAGCAAGACUCUUACCACAGACCAACAUGAAGUACUUAAUAUGGGUCUCAACUGCCACGUACUGUCAAGACCAAGCAAAUUCCAGAAACGAGUCGAAUCUGAAGUACUCAUAGACAACGUAGAGAAAUUACAAAAAAGCGGCCAGGUGAUUGUAAGCCCAACUUUCAAGCAAGAAGUGAUCACGGAGUCGACAAAAUCAAGAGGCCACUACAACAGUAACAUACUCGAGAAAAGACACAUCGAUGCGGCGAAAGAACUUCGAUCUGAUCCUGCCAUUACCAUCAGAAGAGCAGAUAAGGCUGCUGCAUACGUUCUCAUCGACACCAAGGAAUACUUAAGCAAGAUUGACAACAUCCUCAGCGACACAACCAAGUUUAAGAAAAUCACAAGAAAUCCGACGGAAGCCCUCAAGAAAAGACUCAACAAACUAAUAGCGAAAAAUAACUCCACCUGCGACGUCAAGUUCGACCGACUCACCGGCGAAUAUGAGAUGGGAUACUGCUAUGGCAAUGUCAAGACUCACAAGCCAGGCAACAAAUUGAGACCAAUAAUAUCUCAAAUCCCAACCCCUACCUACAACAUCGCAAAGAGAUUGUGCGCCCUCCUUACACCGUACAUCCCAACCACCUAUUGCCUGCAGUCAGCAACAGACUUCAUCGACAUCCUCAAGAACAACAACGUGGGAGGAAGAGUUGCUUCACUAGACGCCGAAUCCCUCUUUACGAAUGUCCCCGUGGACCGCACCAUCAACUACAUCAUCGACCGUGUGUAUAAUAACAGCUCUACACCUACCCUCGCCAUCCCAGAAGCUGUACUUCGAGAGCUACUGGAAUGCUGUACAAAGGAAGCACCGUUCAUCUGCCCCCGGGGAAACAAAUACUGCCAGGUAGAUGGCGUAGCCAUGGGUUCUCCUCUUGGUGUACUCUUGGCAAAUUUUUUCAUGGGCUGCAUCGAGGAGGAAGUUUUCAAGAUAAUAGAAAAGCCAGAUGUAUACUGCCGGUAUAUUGACGAUAUAUUCAUCAAGACAAAGGAUGCCACCGAAGCAGAACGCCUUAGACUCCACCUCCAAGAAACCUCCGGACUGAAAUUCACCAUGGAAAACAGCGAAGACGGAGCCAUGCCUUUUCUAGACGUCCUCGUCCAACAAGAAGACGGAAGAUUUACCACCAGCGUCUACACCAAACCAACGAACCCAGGAUUUUGCUUAAACGGACGAAGUGAGUGCCCCACGAAGUACAAGGAUUCCACCAUCUGCGCCUAUAUCAGAAGAGCGCUCACACUGCAGUACGUGGAAGCAAGUCCAUCAAGAAAUAGAGCGCUCAACUCAAGAGCACCCAAGAAACACCUGAAGGAGCAGCAUAGAAUCAACAUCACAAGAGAAAUGCUGGAACAACACGGAGAUCCUGACAACAUGUCCUGA
Molecule: messenger RNA, 1659 nt
Organism: Eriocheir sinensis (Chinese mitten crab)
Lineage: Eukaryota; Metazoa; Arthropoda; Malacostraca; Decapoda; Varunidae
Exons: 2
Coding region: 1-1659 (552 amino acids)
Source: RefSeq, a predicted model, not a curated record